UUGUUUUUUAACCUAUUUCUAUAAAUUUUAUUGGAAAUUAUUUAGGGUAAUUUAUUUAUAAAUAUAUAAAAUGUCAGAUUUCCCGGAUCCCGAAGAAGAAUUUGAGCUUAUGUAUGGAGAUGAGCUUGAAUUAAUGGAUGAACAAAAUUUGGAAGAUGAGGAUAUAGCAGUUUUACCCGCACCAAAUGCUAGGAAAAGUUUAGAUUUUAAUACACCAACAAAAACUAAUUCUCAAAGUGAUGAAAAUAUAGAUCAUAACGCAUCUUUUGUGUCUGGCUGUCUUGAAAUUGAUAACGAAACAGUUGGUGUAACAACAGAAAAAGAAACUGAACGUAUUGAAACAACAUUACAUACAGACUUGAAUGAUGUUAAUCAUAGGAAACGAACUGUAAAUGAGUUGUUUGGUGAUGUAGAUGACCUUUUCGAAACCGAACUUGAUGAGAUAUAUUCUGCACCGAAAAAAUUGUGUGAAGAUGAGAAAUACAAGAAAGAUAUGAAUUUAAUAAAAUUGAUUGUACAAAAAAGAAAUGACUAUAAGCAAACACAUAAUUUAAAUUCAAUUGGUAUAAAUACAAAUCCUGUAAGCAGGGAUUUAGAGCGGAAUAAAAGAAAUAUAUCUCUAGAAGUACCGAAGUAUCCUUUUAUUCGAAUAAAAAACUUUGCCAAAGAGAAUAUUUAUAUUCGGUAUCAUUCGGAAAAAUAUGAGGAAGAUGAAUCGAAGAGAAUUGUGAAAGAAAGUAAUUCUGUAGGUGCAUUAGGUGAUAAUUUUCAAAAGGUUCUAAAUGAGGCUCAAGAAAUGAUAUAUAAAGAAACUACAGAGCAACUAACAGAAAAUCGAGAUAUUGAGAUGGUAGAAGAGUCUAAUAAAGAUAACCAACUCUGGGUUGAAUUAUAUAAACCAAAACGAUAUUUAGAAUUGCUAAGCGAUGAAAGUACCAACAGAACCAUAUUGAGAUGGAUAAAAUUAUGGGAUAAAGUAGUGUUUCAUAGGAAUCCUAAAAUUAAAGUUACCCAGCCUCUACCAUCGGACAAUAAAAAGUUUUUUAAAUUUAAUGAAUUGAACACUAAACUGGAUGAGCACGGAAGACCUGAGCACAAAGUUGUGUUGUUGUGUGGCCCACCUGGUUUAGGAAAAACUACGUUAGCUCACAUGGUAGCAAGGCAUGCAGGCUAUAACGUUAUAGAAAUUAAUGCCUCGGAUGAUCGUAGCAUUGAUUCAUUUAGAACAGCAUUGGAGAACGCCACUCAAAUGCACUCAGUAAUUGAUAGGGAAAAAAGACCAAACUGUAUAGUGUUUGAUGAAAUUGAUGGAGCACCACCACCUUCAAUUGACUAUUUAGUGAAAUUCAUACAGGGCGAUGUAAAACCGAAAGGCAGAAAGUCCAAAAACAAGGAGAAUACUCCUUCUAUACUAAAAAGACCGAUAAUAUGUAUUUGUAACGAUGUGUAUGUGCCUGCUUUAAGACCUUUAAGACAAAUAUCUUUUGUUAUAAACUUUCCGCAGACAUCUAGUGUGCGUUUGGCGGAAAGAUUGGUUGAAAUUUGUAGGAGACAGCAGAUUAAAACAGAUAUGGGUGCCAUGACGGCACUAGCAGAAAAAUCGAACAAUGAUAUAAGAUCAUGUUUGUCAGUGCUGCAUUUUUUCAAAACCCAAAAUAAACCCAUUGGUCUUUCUGAUAUUUAUAAAACUAAUAUUGGUCAGAAAGAUAUGCAGAAAGGAUUGUUCACUAUAUGGAAGGAAAUGUUUGAGAUAAAGAGAAUGAGGAAAUUAACAGGAGGAAGUAGUGCACCAGCAAUGAAAGAGAGAAUGCAGAAUAUACUCAGUUUGAUUGGUUCUUUUGGUGACCAUGAAAGAGUUGCUCAAGGUGUAUUUGAAAACUACCCCAAUUUGAACACUAACAUUAAUUUGGAGGAUACAGCUCAUGCCCUGGAUUGGUUUUGUUUUAAUGAUAUAUUUAACAAGCAGAUUUACACUACUCAGAACUACACUUUGAUGGGAUAUUUGAACUACGCCUUUGUCGUUUGGCAUUUUGCGUUUGCCAGGUUCCAGAAAGAGAAAAUAACUUAUCCAUCUGCGGGAUACGAGGCUAAGGCAAAGGCACUUCGUCAAAAAGCCAUCGUAGCCGAAGUCCUCCGUGGCAUGUCUCCAUUAGUCCGUUCCUACAACUCUGCAAUUCCCUUGCUAUUGGACAGCUUACCACAGAUCAUUCGAGUUAUAUCACCACCUUUGCGUCCAGUGAGCCUUCAUUUGUACAGCGAAGAGGAAAAGAAUAGUCUACUACGGGUGGCUAGUAUUAUGGCUGACUACAAUUUAAAUUAUAUUCAACAACGAAAACCUGACGGAGCUUACGAGUAUAACUUGGAGCCAAAUAUCGAAGAUUUGGUUGUUUUUGAUAUAUCGAAUAACAGAAGAAAAUUGCCGUCUUAUUCUAAUAGGCAGCUUAUAGCUAGGGAAAUAGAGGCGGAAAAGAUGAGAAGAUUUGAAGCACAGAGUGGAAAGAAUUCGGUAGAAACUUCGAAAGUAGUUAAUAAGAAGAGUGAAGAUAGUAGGCAAGCAGUGGAUGCUUCUAAGAAGCCGGAACUGCCCAAUCAUCUUCAGAGACUGAAGUCAAAGACUAUCAGUCAAAAAAGUGUUGGAAAGGCAGCCGUUCGGAAGGAUUUCUUCGGAAGGGUUAUUAAGUGUCCUGCACCCUCACCAGGAAAGUCAGCUCAAAACGCCCUGAAGAGCGAUAUUUGGUAUCAAUACAAGGAAGGAUUCAGCAAUGCUGUUAGGAAGACAAUUAAAAUACAUUCAUUAAAGUGAAUUAUAAAUUAUUAUAUUUAAGAUCAACUCUUUAUACUUAUUUUUUAAGUGUGUAUGUUAUGAAUAAGCUGAAGAUUGUUAAAUAUAUACCCAGUUUUGUUAAAA
Molecule: messenger RNA, 2908 nt
Organism: Sitophilus oryzae (rice weevil)
Lineage: Eukaryota; Metazoa; Arthropoda; Insecta; Coleoptera; Curculionidae
Gene: cutlet
Product: chromosome transmission fidelity protein 18 homolog
Exons: 8
Coding region: 71-2803 (910 amino acids)
Molecular function (GO): ATP hydrolysis activity; ATP binding
Source: RefSeq, a predicted model, not a curated record